Molecule: messenger RNA, 795 nt
Organism: Oryza brachyantha (malo sina)
Lineage: Eukaryota; Viridiplantae; Streptophyta; Magnoliopsida; Poales; Poaceae
Product: 30S ribosomal protein S16-2, chloroplastic/mitochondrial-like
Exons: 3
Coding region: 101-511 (136 amino acids)
Biological process (GO): mitochondrial translation
Cellular component (GO): ribosome; small ribosomal subunit
Molecular function (GO): structural constituent of ribosome
Source: RefSeq, a predicted model, not a curated record
UCUCCAGAAUCCAAAUCCAAAACCCUUGCUCCCACAGGAGUGAACGGCACGAGGCGGCGGCGGCGGCGGCGGCGGGGGCGCGAGGGAGGCGGCGACGAUCAUGGUGGUGCGGAUUCGGCUCGCGCGGUUCGGGUGCCGGAACCGGCCGUUCUACCGGGUGAUGGCCGCCGACAGCCGCUCCCCGCGCGACGGCAAGCACCUCGAGGUCCUCGGCUACUACAACCCGCUUCCCGGGAAGGAUGGUGGCAAGAGGAUGGGGCUGAAGUUCGACAGGGUCAAGUACUGGCUCUCUGUUGGGGCACAGCCAUCAGAUCCUGUGCAGCGCAUCCUUUUUCGGGCUGGACUUCUGCCUCCACCUCCAAUGCUAGCUAUGGCUCGAAAGGGUGGGGCUCGUGAUAGGCGCCCCAUUCAUCCAAUGACUGGACGCCCCUUGGAUCUUGAGGGUGUCACAGUUGUUGAUGACUCCAGUGUUCCUGAAGAUGAUGCUGAGCAACCUGUGUCAGAGGAGUGAUGCUGUGGUAGGUCUCCACUUGUUUGUUUGUCUCUGAUAAAGAUCAUGAGUACUGUACAAUAUGGAAACUUUCUAAUCAUGUAAUCUUCCAUUGCUUUCUAAUAAUUUACAAGGUCAUUGUUUGUUACGACUAUGCAUCUUUAGGUCUUAAUGCAGCACUAUGACUUAGUCAUUCUCAACACACAUUCUGGAAUGGAUUUUUUUUUUCCUGAGUUCUUUCUGUGGAUGCAGAAGUUGACAGACAGUUAUGUUCUCAUGGAGUUAAUUUGCACUUGAUUUGUUCA